AAUUCCCUGCCUCCGUUACAUGCACUGGGGUUCAGACUGAAAGACAAAAUGAUUUUCUAAUAUAAAAUCCAAGCAAAUAGGCAUGGCCCUGUGACAUAACACAGCUCUGCACCACUUACCCUGAAUGGGAUAUUAUAGGCAGAUUGGCAUUUCCCAGAUGUUUACUUUACAUCUGUGUGUGGUACAUGGAUUCUGGAGGGGAAGUACAGAGCAGACCUGGGUGCCCUGAGAAGAGAAAAAUUCAUGAGAAACUCUGCAACGUUUUGACCAAUGUUGCUGAUUUGGAGAUUCAUGUGUGAUUCAGAGGAAGCAAGUGCAUUAAGGAAUGCAAGAUUUCUAACUUGGUAAGAGAUUACGGGAAAUAAGCAUAACGCAGAGUUGGCACCUAACAAUAAUCAGCUGUCCCAAAGUAUAUGGAGAAAAACUGAAGUGAAACGUCACCAUCAAUGACCCUAUGUCUCAUCUUCAGGAUGUGACAUCCCCCUAUCUCUGCAAGAUAGGACAGAAAAGUAGAUUGCAUGUUAACGCUUCCCUUCCUCUCAGAUCUAAAGCCUGGGUGUGGCACCAGCUUCCAAACCAAAAUUCAAUUCAGCAUUAGGUUCCAAGUCCGACUACGACAUAGUCUGAAAUUAGCACAGUCCCAGAGCACAGACGGCAAGGACACUUCACCCAGUCUCUCUUUUCCAUCCGGUAGAUCAGCAGCCGGAACACGGUGCUGUUAAAAACAUCACACCCACUUCAGGGACGUCUACUCUAAAGCCCACAGCAGGCAACAGGACACAGAAGAAAGAAGCUUUUCUGGGCCUCCUGUGCGACAGCACAGAUGUGCUCCCUCCCUGACGUCCAAAAUAUGAGGCUUACAAACAUCUUCUACACACAUCGGUGCAGUAUGUAAGACUACAAGAUUCAGAUGUACAGCCUAACACUAACACUAAUCAGCAGCAUUAGGGUCAAUGGGAUUGUUCACUGUUGCGCCCGUCUAAGCUGUUGCACUGACUAUCAGCAGACAGAACCAAUGACAUGUACUUCCACAAACAUCCAGCAGGUCCACCAGGCCGUGUUCCGCUCAGUAGCUUCGCGGUCAUUGUCCAUGUAGUGGAUUUGAAUCUUGUGGCCCACAUAUUACUCAAGCCACUGUUGGGCAAAGAUCUCAACCCCAACUGCUUCUGGGGUGCUGGAUGCUGGCUGACCCAAGAUUUCAUCCUUAAUAUGUUUCAUCAGACAAAAGCAUCUGACAAAUAAAUGCAAUAUAAAUGUCCGUAUCAGCCAGUUUUCAGAGGAUGUCCGGAUUCUUCUUUAUUCGCGUUUCUGAGCCACAUGGCAGGAAACAGAAAGGAGAAGAAGCCAAAGAUUUGCAGGCUAGCCGAUGCCCUGCGCUGGCCAGCAACUUACUUGGUUUGGAGACCAGGGACACAGACAGCAUCUUAAGCAUUACCCUUGUUUUGGAUCCCCAUUGCUCUGGCCUCCUGGCUCCAAAAGCAGCCUGACAAAACCUGAAUCUGUGCACAGAGGUUCGCCUUGAUCAGCACCAGCAGGGACAUUGAGGUGUCAUGAUGCAGCACCAAGACAUGAUGUCACUCAACAUCCACAACAUGACCAAUGGCAGCGAAUCGACGAACUGUUCCCGGGACAACGUGCUGAAGACGGUGGUGUUCCCUGUGCUCUACUCCAUCCUCUUCAUUUUGGGGGUGUUUCUCAAUACUGCGGCAGCCUGGAUCUUCCUGAAGAUUCCCAGCACCACCCACUUUGUGCUCUACCUGAAGAACGUGGUGGUGGCCGAUCUGCUCAUGACGUUCACCUUCAUCUUCAAGGCCAUGGCUGACUCCAACGCGGCGUUGGUGCUGCUGCGCGUGUUCGUGUGCCGCGUCUCCUCCGUGCUCUUCUACCUCAGCAUGUAUAUCAGCAUCCUCUUCUUUGGCCUCAUCAGCAUCGACCGCUGCCGUAAGACCCUGUGGCCAUUUGUAAGGAGCACCCCUGCCGGCCUGGCACGGCGUAAGGUGCUCUCUGCUUUCAUCUGGGCUGUCCUACUCAGCCUCUCCUUGCCCAAUAUCAUACUGACCUCCCGCAGACCUGCCUCUCCCGACUUCAAAUGCAGCGACCUCAAGAGCAAGCGGGGCCUGCAGUGGCAUGAGGCAGUCAACCAUGUGUGCCAGAUCAUCUUCUGGGCCAACCUCGCCACGGUGGUGGUCUGCUACAGCCUCAUCUCGCGGGAGCUGUACACCUCAUAUUCUCGCACCCGUGCCAGCUCCAGCACUGGAAGCGUGCAGCCGAAGAAGCGCAAAGUGAAGGUCAACAUCUUCCUGGUGAUGGGCGUCUUCUUCGUGUGCUUUGUGCCCUUCCACUUCGCCCGAGUCCCGUACACCAUGAGUCAAACACGCAGCAAUUUCAACUGUCGGCUGAAGCUCUUCCUGUUCCAGCUGAAGGAGAGCACACUCUGGAUCUGCUCUCUCAACGCCAUCUUGGACCCACUCAUCUACUUCUUCCUCUGCCGGUCCUUCAGAAAGUCGCUGUGCAGAACAUUCUGCCUGAACACGGGACUGUAUCAGCCCAACCUCAACACAGCCAGCACAGACAAUCGAUAACAGAAACAGCUGGCUCGGGACCAAUGGGAUGAAACACAGGUGCAGACAUGCUUAUAGUGUAUUGCUCAAGUCUAGCUUUACCUCUUUUUUGGGCGAAUUGCCCUCUCAUUGAAAUUCAGCUCCAGCGCUCCCCCUAGUGUUCAAAAGUGUGACGGUACCCUUAAAUACUCAUUUAUAAGUUGUGACUUAGUAAAAUAAAUACCAUCCAUGGACUGUAAUGCCAUUCUGUAUGAUGAUUUUUGCAUGAUAUAUUGAAGACUUCAACUGCUACUACAAUCAUUCUCAAAAUGGAGGCAUUUUAAUAAAUAAUAUUAA
Paramormyrops kingsleyae is the source of this 2897-nucleotide messenger RNA. It is a transcript of the gene p2ry12, whose product is annotated as purinergic receptor P2Y12. Lineage: Eukaryota; Metazoa; Chordata; Actinopteri; Osteoglossiformes; Mormyridae. Gene Ontology annotation, molecular function: G protein-coupled purinergic nucleotide receptor activity. Gene Ontology annotation, cellular component: membrane. The record is from RefSeq and is a predicted model, not a curated record. Gene Ontology annotation, biological process: G protein-coupled receptor signaling pathway.